UAUAUAUUUAUUUACCCAGUUAAUGUAUUACGCAGCUGUACGGUAUAUUGAUUUUGAAGAACUAUUGAUAAAUCAGAAUGAAUUAGCAAAAGUACUGUAAAUGAAGCUACGUUAAUUCGCUAGUGUACCGUCAAAGGAGAUCAAAGAUGGGAGAUAAUAAGGGCUAUUUAGCCACAGAUUUAGUUGACCAUAAAUACUCAAGAUUAACUGAUAUUACUGAAGAUAAAUAUGUCAGACCCCCUGCUUAUGCAGAAACCAUUGAAGUGUCAACAUCUGAAGCUGUCACAACAGGCGACAGAAAUGAAUGCCUUAUGGGAGGAGAGGCUGUUAAAAAGGAAGUACCUCGUUAUAAAGAAUAUCUACAGUGCAAUGAUAUUCCAGGAUCAAGUUCUGUCAUUCAGAUCAAAUUAGAAUCAGUGGUAGAUGGAUGUCAGACUGAAACUGUGAAGAAUGAAUCACCACUAGAGGACAGUGGGGCUUACAAAACAAAUGAGGUGGAUGUUGGAGGUAUGUCAGAAGCUGUCAGGGUUAUUUUGAAAUCAGAAGCAAGCAAGUAUGGAGAACUGAAAUGUGAUUUGAAACCUGGAGAGUUUAUUAAUAUUGAAACUGGUGAAGAGGCACUUAGCAGUGGUGUCACAAGUUACCAGAUUGAUUACUCAAAUAUAAAAAGUUUUGUCCUCUGCGAACCUAUUAUAUUUUAUCAUUUUGGAAAUAUUAGCCUAAAAUGCACAAAAGUAAACAAAAAAGUUUUUGUAAAGCCUUUUGAAUGCAGUACACUUGGCCUUGGUGACAAAGAAGCUCUAGCCAAUAUUCAAAACUUCAUAAAUAGCAAUGAGUGCAUUCGACGUUUAGCAGUUGUAGAGAAAUUGGAUUCUACCAACAUAUCAGAGUUCAUAGCUGAGGAACCAAGACUAACUCGUAUGUCUGAUGAAUAUGUUAGGUUGGUAUGUACCUAUGAGGGUGGUCGAACCAUCACAAAGGUUUUCCCUGGAACAGAGCUCGGUAUCAAAGAUCCGGUUACUCGUAAAACAGUUCAAGAAUUUAUUGAUAGCGAAGAAGGAAGGAACUGGAUCAUGAAAGGCUUUAAAAGAAAAAGAGGAGAUUGGGUCAAGCUUGGUGAAAUUGCAGCAGGAACAGAUACCAAGAAGUUUAUCAGCAACAUCAAAUUUGAUGUAAAUCAGAGGUUUAUUUAUGAGAAGAAGUUCUUGGAGAUUGUUCGAGAUGAAGAUGUAUUGCCCGCUUCAAUUAGUAGUCAUGCUAAUUGGGGCUCUUCCCACAGGGCAGAUGACCGUUUCAAACUAAAAGUGCCUCCCGACACAGUGGCAGGAACAGUGCUGGCUCGGUUUCACUUGGAAUGUGCAUCAUUAACUGAUAAAUGUAAAACUGAAUGUGGUGCACCAAUCAGUGAUGUUACAAUUAUUAAUGGCAAAUUUUCAUGCUGUGGAAAAGUUAAAGAAACUCAACUCUGUAGAAAUUGUGGGAUAGACAACACAGUGCAGUGGUACAAAAUUGAGAAAAACACUACCAUCUGUAACUCCUGUUACAAGUUUUAUCAGAGACGUGGUGUACACCGUCCCUAUUGCAGAAAGAAUAAUAGGAAGAAAAAGAUUCAUGAAACUCAUACUAAAUGUAAUUGGAGAAUGAAGUUAGAGCUCAGUGGAUAUGACAUUACAAAAUGGAUUGUGUAUCAACAUAGCAAUAACUCUGAAAAGCACAAUGUCGAAGUACCGUGUCAGACGAGGCCAACUCUGAUGAUGAGAGAUAAGUGGGAUAAAUUACGUUCCCUUGCAAAGUUAACUCCAAAGCAGAUACUUUUGAGCGAGACCCAGGUUAAUGCAAUGCCAAAGCUUAAAAGUAAAAUGGAUUGGUCAACUUUCCAAUCAAUCAAAACCCGAGCAAACUUGAUUGAUAAUCGUAAAAAGAAUUCGUUGAUCAGUGUUAAAGAUGGCAUUCCAAUUUCAGUGCACAGAAAACUCAAUCGUAUAACUAUUGAGAGAUAUUUUGAACAUAUUAUUUUUCUACAGAGAAAAGGUGGCAAUGGAAAUAGAGAGUAUCACUUGGUAAUAUCAUCAGCUGAUAGUAUUGAGAAUCUUUCAGAACUGGAAAUUCCAGUUGAAGGUCAUGGUGAACAAGCAAAAUUCAAGAGUGGAAUAAUUGUUGUCUAUUAUGACCCAUAUGAAGGUGUUGCUGCAGCAUUUUUGAUAUCUUGUAUGGAGGGAGGUUUAGGAUUAGCCAUAUCUCACGAACUGACUUUCAAAGUUACGGGUACAGAUGAUCGCUGGUCAUCAGUUUUACAGAAGGAAAGAUGCUCUGAACAAAAGUACGAUUUUAAGCCUGCUUAUGUUAAGUUGGAAGAUCACAGUCAUGUAAAAGUUACUAAGAAAUGUCAGGAUAGUCAAAGUGGCUCAGUGUUUAACUUUUCAAAUAUUUUAGAUCUUGUUGGUGAAAAACCAAAACUUGUUAAAAUAUCAGAUGUUCGAGUUAGGCUGCAGUGUUUACUGCAAGAUGGCAGACUCCUUACAAAAGUUUUUCCAAGUACUAGUGAAGGUAUUCAUAAACUGGAGACUCAUAAAACUAUUCAAGAAUUUAUAGACAGUCAAGAGUGUAGAGAGUGGAUUAUAAGUAAAGGUGUGGAAAACUGGAUUAGAAUAGGGGAAGUGGCAACAGGCACUGAUACAGAACAAUAUUUGUGUCAUGCCAUCAAGUCAGAGGUUAUGCAGAGAUUCUUUUAUCGUAAAAAUAUCCUUGAAAUUAUUCCUGAUGGCAAUAACAUGUUAUCAGCAAUGAAUAAAUCGAAGUCUUCACACAUCAGACCUGGCAUUCAUAAAGUCGGUAACAAAUUCGCCCUAAAAGUCUCACCAGAAGAAGCUGGGAAUAAAGUUGUUGCUACAAUGUAUCUCGACUGUGCAUCAACAAGUGAAAACUGCAAAACAAAAUGUGGACAGCCAGUUAAUGAAGUGUGUGUUGUUGAUGGUGUAUUCUCUUGUUGUGGAACGCCUAAAGAACAAAUACGUAUAUGCUGCAACUGUUACACAGAUAAUUCUGAUCGCUGGUCUAAACUUGUAGAGGAUAGUUUUCUUUGUCACACGUGCCAUAAUUACUACCGUAAAAAAAAUCAACAUCGUCCACCCAACAUGAGCAAAAGCAAGAGAAAAAAAAUUCACGAAAGUCACGUUAAAUGUGAAUGGAAGAUGAAGCUUGAGUUGCGGGGUUCAGACAUUACAAGAUGGCAGAUUUACAAGCAUCACCUGAAUAAAGAAGCGCAUGGACCAAAGCCAAAUUUAUCUCGUAAUAAAAGAAAAGCUGAACAAUGUAAAGAGGAGAGAACACCAAAGAGAAUGAAACUCUUUAGUGAUGGAGAGCUUCCCUUUCCAAUAAAAGAAAGUACCAGAAUAAUCAAAGCAUUUCCAAGGUUUGCUGCUGGCUCAGGAGCAGGACGAAAUUUCGAACACAGUGAAAAACCAGAUGAAAAUGGGUUCCUAAUGUACCCUGAAAUCAAAGAAUACAUCACAGGUCUUGUGUUAAGAGAUAUAUUUUCACCAAAAGAAAUUAGGCAUUUUGUCAGCCAUUAUGCUUGUGAGAAUUUUCUUGUUUCAGAGUCGAGUGACAGCAAGUGUAGUCCUCAGACUAUUUAUGAAUUAAGAACGCUUGUAAAAGGUUUCAUUUACUAUGUUCAGUCUGACAUUUAUGCACUCUCAAAAUCCCAGGAGUCCAAAAAAUUGAUGAUAUGUCUAGGAAAUGGUUAUCCUACAUUAUAUUUUGUACAAGAUGAAGAAACUCAGGUACUUACAGAAAAUAUAGAAGUUGUAGAAGUGGAAGAUGGUUCUGGCAUCAAUGGAAAUUUAGAAUCAAGUGAAACUAUUGAUCUGGAGGAAAAGCCCAAUGGUGAGAUUGCUGUGAGAGUCCGGAAAUGUUGCGAAGGAAAUUCUAUAGAGAAUGUAAAAGCAAGUGAGGUGCCUUUGAAGAUAUUUGUAACCACUCGAAAUAAAUAGACGAUGCACUUCCAUCUCAAGUUUGUUUGUAAUAGGUAUUUUAUAAUGUAUAAAGCUAAUUAAAUUCAUAUGAAACUG
Molecule: messenger RNA, 4070 nt
Organism: Macrobrachium nipponense
Lineage: Eukaryota; Metazoa; Arthropoda; Malacostraca; Decapoda; Palaemonidae
Exons: 4
Coding region: 147-3992 (1281 amino acids)
Biological process (GO): regulation of DNA-templated transcription
Molecular function (GO): zinc ion binding; sequence-specific DNA binding
Source: RefSeq, a predicted model, not a curated record